AAUUUUGUUUUGUUUUUGUUGGUGACAUUCACUUGACCUUCCAUUCUUUCUUCUUUCAUCUCUCUACUUUCCCUUCCUUCCCUUUUCAAUCUCACAGUUUUCAAUUUGCACAAUCAUCUCAUCAAAGCCUGAACCCUAAAUUCUCAAUUUCUGUGAUGAAUCGUGUCUCGAUGGUGUGUUAACUCAUAUGGUGUUCCAGAUUUCCAAUCAAUUGCAUGGGUUUAGAUAAUGCCGGAGCUUCGUAGUGGACCACGACGUGGCCGAGCUGCGGCGGUGGGUCGGAAAGGUCCGCAACCGGCGAACAAGAACGUUGACGUGAAAACUCGAGCUGCCCCGGUAAAGGGGAGGCCUAGGACUAGAUUGGCGGCCAAGGAAUUACAGGUACAAGAGCCUCCGAUUGUGAUUAUAUCGGUUGCAGAGGAGAAUAAGAUCAAAGAAGAAGGAGGUGCAGGCGUGAUGGGUGGUCAUGAAAGUGGUGGUUUGAGUCCCAAUAAGGUUGUUGUCCCUGAGGAUGAAGGGAACACUCCACCUAUACCAGACAAGGUUCAAGUAGGAGGAUCACCUCUUUACAAGGUAGAUAGGAAAUUGGGCAAAGGAGGAUUUGGUCAGGUUUAUGUUGGCCGUCGCGAGCGUGCUAAUGGCCCUGGACCUUUGGAGGUUGCUCUGAAGUUUGAACACAGAAACAGUAAAGGCUGUAACUAUGGACCUCCUUACGAGUGGCAAGUAUACAACACCCUUGGUGGUAGUCAUGGUAUACCUAAAGUACAUUAUAAAGGACGACAAGGAGAAUUUUACAUAAUGGUUAUGGACAUACUCGGUCCAAGUUUGUGGGAUGUCUGGAAUAACUCAAACCAGACGAUGUCUGCUGAAAUGGUCUCAUGUAUAGCUGUUGAGUCCUUAUCAAUACUUGAGAAGAUGCACACAAAAGGUUAUGUACAUGGAGAUGUAAAACCAGAGAACUUUUUACUGGGUCAGCCAGCUACAGUACAAGAGAAGAAACUGUUUCUUGUUGACCUUGGAUUGGCAACAAAGUGGAAAGAUUCAUCCAACGGUCAGCAUGUUGAAUAUGAUCAGCGCCCUGAUAUGUUUAGAGGGACUGUUCGAUAUGCCAGCGUUCAUGCUCAUUUGGGAAGAACUGCUAGUAGAAGGGAUGAUCUUGAAUCUCUAGCAUACACACUAGUCUUCCUUCAUAAAGGGCGAUUACCAUGGCAAGGAUAUCAGGGUGACAGCAAAUCCUUCCUUGUUUGCAAAAAGAAAAUGGGAGUUUCUCCUGAGAUGCUGUGCUGCUUUUGCCCUGCUCCUUUUAGGCAGUUUCUUGAGAUUGUAGUAAACAUGAGGUUUGAUGAAGAACCUAAUUAUUCCAACCUAAUAUCCUUGUUUGAUGGUGUUAUUGGACCCAAUCCAGCAUUGCGGCCAAUUAAUACGGAAGGCGCCCAAAAGGUUGGGCAAAAACGGGGUAGAUUGAAUAUCGAAGCAGAGGAUGAUUCACAGCCCAAAAAGAAGGUCCGUUUUGGGGCUCCUGCUACACAGUGGAUUUCAAUUUACAAUGCAAGACAACCGAUGAAACAAAGGUAUCAUUAUAAUGUAACUGAUGCAAGAUUAGCACAGCAUGUUGAGAGAGGGAUUGCAGAUGGCCUUCUUAUUACUUGUGUCUCUUCUUGUACCAAUCUUUGGGCACUCAUUAUGGAUGCUGCAACUGGUUUUACAAGUCAAGUUUACAAGUUAUCACCUUUUUUCUUACACAAGGAAUGGAUUAUGGAACAAUGGGAUAAGAACUAUUACAUUACUUCGAUUGCAGGGGCCAAUAAUGGAAGCUCUGUUGUGGUGAUGUCAAAAGGUACACAGUAUACUCAACAAUCAUACAAAGUAAGCGACUCUUUCCCCUACAAAUGGAUAAACAGGAAGUGGAAAGAAGGUUUUCAGGUCACCUCCAUGGCGACUGCUGGAACUCGCUGGGGUGUUGUUAUGUCUCGAAAUGCUGGAUUCAGUGAUCAGGUGGUUGAACUUGAUUUUCUGUAUCCAAGUGAGGGCAUUCAUAAACGCUGGGAUAAUGGUUAUAGGAUUACAGCAACUGCAGCUACCUGGGAUCAAUCUGCUCUUAUAUUAAGUAUUCCCAGGCGCAAGCCUAAUGAUGAAACCCAGGAAACCCUGCGUACAUCUCAGUUUCCCAGCACACAUGUUAAGGAAAAAUGGGCAAAAAACCUUUAUCUUUCCUGUUUGUGCUAUGGGCGCACGGUUUGUUGAUCGAUUUCCUUUGAGGUCAGCAUUUUAUUGACCAAAUAUUACAAAUUGUUUGCUGCCCAAUCAAAUGUCAUUUUUCUUUUGUAGAAUAUAUUGGUGCCAGCAAUGAACCGAUUUGUUCUGUUAUAUUUAUUAUUCUGUUCUCUGCCCUUCCCUUACAUGCUUUAAUUUCGUCGUGGAAUGUUGGUGGUUAUGGGCCUUCAAUAUGUAUAUUCUGAUUUUUACUUAUUUUGUUUAUGGUCGUGGAGUGGUCAAUCAUAUAUAUCUUGAUAAGAUUUUCAAGUUCACCUCCAUAGUAAACUUGUAAUAAGAAAAAGUAUUUCUUUC
Molecule: messenger RNA, 2568 nt
Organism: Lotus japonicus
Lineage: Eukaryota; Viridiplantae; Streptophyta; Magnoliopsida; Fabales; Fabaceae
Product: casein kinase 1-like protein HD16
Exons: 16
Coding region: 229-2244 (671 amino acids)
Biological process (GO): endocytosis; signal transduction; peptidyl-serine phosphorylation
Cellular component (GO): nucleus; cytoplasm
Molecular function (GO): ATP binding; protein serine/threonine kinase activity
Source: RefSeq, a predicted model, not a curated record